AUGAGCACAUUAAAAGGAACACCAAGCAUGGCGCAGACAGACUACAAGUUCGAAGGCUGGAUGGGCCUGGCGCCCGAGUCGGCAGAUGGAAAGAUGGUUUGGCAGGAGUUCGAGCCCAAGGAAUGGGAGGAGACCGACGUCGACAUUAAGGUCACCCAUUGUGGUGUUUGCGGAUCCGACUUGCACACUCUCCGCAGCGGCUGGGGCCCUACCAAAUACCCCUGCUGCGUUGGCCACGAGAUCGUCGGUAUUGCCGUCCGUGUAGGCUCGAAAGCCGUCGGCGAUAUCAAGGUCGGAGACCGCGUCGGCGUCGGUGCCCAGAGCGACUCGUGUCUGGGUCGUCUGGGCGACUGCCCCGAAUGCGCCAUGGGUUGGGAGCAAUACUGCUCUCAUAAGAUCGUCGGCACCUACAACGGCAUCCAUCUCAACGGCGGCAAGUCCUACGGCGGAUACUCCCUGUACAACCGUACCCCGUCCAACUUCGUCAUCAAGAUCCCCGAUGCUAUUCCCUCGGCCGAGGCUGCCCCCAUGCUCUGCGGCGGUGUCACCGUCUACAGCCCGCUGAAGCACAAUGGCUGCGGGCCCGGCAAGCGCGUCGGAAUCAUCGGUGUCGGCGGCCUCGGCCACUUCGGUGUUCUAUUCGCCAAGGCCAUGGGCGCCGACAAGGUCGUCGCUAUCUCGCGUAAGGCGAGCAAGAGCGCCGAUUCUCUCCAGAUGGGCGCCGAUACAUACAUCGCCACGGACGAUGAGCCGGACUGGGCUACUAAAUAUGCCCGUUCCUUGGACCUGAUUGUCUGCACUGUUUCUUCCUCGAAGAUGCCCAUGACGGAGUACUUGGGUCUUCUUGCUACCAACGGCAGCUUGGUUCAGGUCGGCCUUCCUGAGGAUGGGACGCUGUUCGCCAACGUGCGUAACCUUAUCCGGCGGGUGAAGGUCGAGAGCUCCUUCAUUGGCUCUCCUCGUGAGAUUCGGGAGAUGUUCCAGCUUGUUGCGGACAAGGGAGUGAAGCCUUGGAUUGAGGAGAUCCCCAUGAAGGAUGCCAACAACGCCAUCGUGGAUAUGCACGCGGGUAAGGCGCGCUACCGUUACGUGCUGGUCAAUGAGCAGCAGUAA
Messenger RNA from Aspergillus bombycis, 1113 nucleotides. Its product is annotated as NAD(P)-dependent alcohol dehydrogenase. The transcript is spliced from 4 exons. The coding region runs from base 1 to 1113 and encodes 370 amino acids. NCBI's taxonomy places the organism in Eukaryota, Fungi, Ascomycota, Eurotiomycetes, Eurotiales, Aspergillaceae. Gene Ontology annotation, biological process: alcohol metabolic process. Gene Ontology annotation, molecular function: alcohol dehydrogenase (NADP+) activity; zinc ion binding. The record is from RefSeq and is a predicted model, not a curated record.